AUUUGUAUUGUAAGAGAAGAAAUCGGUGCGAUUGACUAUGGCAAUUUCUUUGGCCCGAUUGCGAGAUUUGCUAGAUUCAAAUGGAAGUAUAUUGAUGCGGAUGGUUCUGGUGUUUUAUCCAUCAUUCUCAGUGCCUUAUAUCGCCCAAGUAAUGCUCCUGUUCAAUGCGAUUACAGAAAAGGUGAAUCAUCAAGUGCUAAGACAUCUUUGGGGUUGGAUUGUUGGGGUGAUGAGCAAAAUUCAGGAAGCUGUCCUGUUGUAUUGGCAGUCAACAAUGAUUCCUCUGUUGGAUCCGGUUGUAGAGAAGAUGAGUAAUGCAUGGGAAGAUCUCAUGCUGUAUUUGCUGUCGAAGUUGAGAGUUGUGCGGGAUCGGAUUGCCAGUAAGAUGAGAAAUGCAUCGGAAGCUCUUGAGAUGCAUCUCAUCAGUGAUGCGGAAAUGGGUCAACCGAAGGCCAAGCUGAUCGGCAAACUUGCCUUGUUAUCCACAACGUUUUUUCUGCAAGGAUUAGAGUUACGUUUUAAAUAUGAUAAAACAGGAGUAAUCACGGCAUGUUUCAUCUCUAUUUGCCUGAGCAUGCUAACAUUUUCCUAUUAUUGGAGUAAAACACUUGAAAUCCUCUCUCGGAGGUGGGGCUGCACGUCAAAUUCAACACUGAACUUCACUUGCUUUAUUCUAGCAAUUUGUUUUGAAAAAUUUUAUGAUAAUACCUUGAGGAACAUUGGUGCGGCGUUCUGCAUGGCUGUUUUUAUUCUAAGUCUGCAGGGUGGUGUUACGCCCACGAAUAGACCUUGGCUUCUUUGGAUUCAUGCUAGGAGUUUUUGGAUCCGUGACUUACAGUCACUUCGGGUUGAAGUACCCUACCUGGAUAAUUUCCUGUAUCUGUUUUGUGAUGUUUGGUUUCAAGAGUUGGUUAGAUAAGCACUGGUUGGAUUUUGAGGAAGAUCUGCCACGGCUCUCUACAUAUAUUAAUACAAUAGGAAGCGCCACCAUGAUUGCUUCUCUCCCAUACACCUGGUACGUCGUUACUCAACGCAUCUUUAGCCCAGCUGGUGGCAAUGAAAACAGUCUACUUUU
This is a messenger RNA of Rubroshorea leprosula, 1075 nucleotides long. NCBI's taxonomy places the organism in Eukaryota, Viridiplantae, Streptophyta, Magnoliopsida, Malvales, Dipterocarpaceae. The record is from the annotation of a GenBank genome assembly.